UAUUCAAGCAUUUACCCCGAUAUGCUUCCAUUGUCAUGCCAAUGUUCAGAAUAUUAAAAUAUGUUGUUUUUAGCUUUUAUUCGAUUGAACUCUUUAAUAUCCUAUACUUUUCUUUGUGCUCUCUUUUUUGUCAUAAAUUCUCAAAUGAAAUAAGUUUUCUCCUCUUGUGCUAGGAUGGGGAUAGAAAGGAAACCACAAAUUUUUAAUGUCAAAAGGACUCAACCUAUCUCACAAAAACUAGUGAGAAGGACUUUUUGUGGUAGAAAUUUGAAUAAGAAUCAACUUGGUGGGGUCAUAUUUGGAUGCACAAGGAAUACAAUGAAAGAAUGUCUAUCAAAACAACUCUUUGGAUUACCAUCUCAACACUUUUCCUAUGUGAAGAAUAUUGAUUCCGGGUUGCCUUUGUUUCUAUUCAAUUAUACUGAUAGAAAGCUUCAUGGGAUUUUUGAGGCAUCUAGCAAGGGAAAAAUGUAUAUAGACCCUUAUGCAUGGAUUAAUGAUGAUUAUUCCGACGAAACACAAUAUCCUGCACAGGUAAAAGUUCGUGUCGGACUUCAAUGUCGCCCGUUGUCCGAAGAUAAAUUUGAACGAGUAAUUGCGGAGAACUAUUAUGACAAUAACCAUUUUUGGUUUGAACUAGACCGUAGUCAAACAACCAAGCUAAUGUAUUUACUCGCGUCUACACCAAUAGCUCCUGAUACAUAUGUACCGCGAUAUAAUACGAAAUGGAGAUCAGUUCGACCUUGUCCAUCAUAUGAAACUAUGAAGAAAGAUCAAUACACUCAACAAGUGCAUACCCAUCCAAUUAAGACAAAGGUAAACGAGGGUGAGAAAAACCGUAUACAUAAGAAACUAUUGAAAUUGGCUCUUGGCAAGAAAAACCAAGACCUCUCAUUUCUAGACAAUAUAAAUGGCGUUUCUGAUGAGAAAAAGAUAAAGGGUUAUAUAGAGGCACCACCAGAUUUAGACAAAAACGAAGAUAAUAAUUCUAGUGCUUCAUUCAAGAAUUUAUACACCAUAAUACAGUCGGUGCAACAAGAUGAAGAACUGAAAGCUUUUCAGAAAACACACUCCCAGAAGAAUGGUCACCUAGAACAAAAACUGAUGAAAUCAUCAUUGAAAAUUCAUCAUGUCAAAGAUAAUUGUAAAAAGUUUGAAUGUACAAAUAUUGAGAAGACAGCCAUUCAGUCAUUUGAGUAUGAGGAUGCAAUCAAAUAUUUUCAACCUAUGAACUCUCUUGGCUUAUACACAUCACAAAUACAAGUGAAAGUUGAUGGUAUUACUACCAAUGAAAUUGACUGCUUUACAAAUGUUGAUAUAGUUAAUUUAGACCAUAAAAGGUGGAUCUCUCUGCAUUCAAAUGUAGAUAAGAAAUUUGAAAUUGCUACAAUGGAACCCAAUGGUUCCCUUUAUACGAAUGGUGCAUGCAAAGGAUUUGACUAUUUGAAGUAUACCAUUGGUGGCUUUGAUGAAUACACAAUGGUUUCAUAUAUGGAACUAUUUGAUCCAUGUCUUGAGCUAAGGAUGGAACUAAUGAAUUACCUUGAGGAUUUCUAUAGUGCUAUUGAUAUCAAGGAGUCUAUGGGAUCAAGGGAGUCAAAGUUUUUGAAAACAUUUUAGAUGCAUUUUAUGAGGCAGCGAAUGUGUGUUUGUGAUAACAAUGGAGAUAAACAACAAUGGUGACCUUUGUAAAAAAUACAGCAAUCGUGAUUUAGACUAUAGUUGUAAUAACUACUAUGCCAAUUUCAUAUUAAUAACUACUCAUGUGUAUUAUUUAUUCAUCGAAAUCUUGAUCACACAUUGUUGUUUUUCA
This is a messenger RNA of Medicago truncatula (barrel medic), 1813 nucleotides long. RefSeq lists its product as uncharacterized. Bases 175 to 1620 code for a protein of 481 amino acids. The transcript is spliced from 10 exons. Gene Ontology annotation, biological process: response to endoplasmic reticulum stress. The record is from RefSeq and is a predicted model, not a curated record. Lineage: Eukaryota; Viridiplantae; Streptophyta; Magnoliopsida; Fabales; Fabaceae.